Protopterus annectens (West African lungfish) is the source of this 1610-nucleotide messenger RNA. It is a transcript of the gene COQ4, whose product is annotated as coenzyme Q4. The record is from RefSeq and is a predicted model, not a curated record. The transcript is spliced from 7 exons. Lineage: Eukaryota; Metazoa; Chordata; Ceratodontiformes; Protopteridae. The coding region runs from base 456 to 1310 and encodes 284 amino acids. Gene Ontology annotation, cellular component: mitochondrion; mitochondrial inner membrane. Gene Ontology annotation, biological process: ubiquinone biosynthetic process.
ACAUUCAAAUUUUAUGAGGAGCAGACCAAAAAUACAAAACAAAAAUCUGGACAGUUGAGAAAAAAAUCGACUUUAGGAAGAAGAAAGCAAAACAAUAUAACAAAACUACAGAUAAACAAUUCAGUUACAUGGUACCAUAUAAAACAAAACAGUAAUAGUUUCGACAUAUGUAGCUGGAGAGAUUUGUCCUGCAGAGGCUUCCGUUGGGUGGUAGUUGCAGUCUGAAAAGAAGAUUUUCAGGGAUUAUCACUAAAUACGUAUUACACAGCAUUCUCUGUUGAGAUUCAGGCUUGAAAAAUAAUCUCUUGUUUUCUGUACACCCUGAGUAAAAUAAGAUGCGUGAGUACAUAACUGGUGUCCACUAGGAGCAAAAUGCAGUGACUCGACAUAGUAUGGGUAGUUAGAAGAUGGACCCUUAAACGAAGUUGAAGGGCAUUGGCUCGGAGGUGGCUGCUAUGGCGACGGCUCUACAUGUGUGUUUCAGGCGGCUGCAGUGUACUCGCAGACACUGCAGGCGACUUCAACUUCCAGUAUUUUACAGUUGCCGUCACUUAUACCACAGUGAAGAAACUCUCAGAAAGGAAGAUGUGAACAAUGAAAGAUAUUAUCAACUCUACCAGAGCCACAUCCACACUGGGCCCUUUCAGAAGACGCUGCUUAGUGUUGGUGCAGCAGUGAUGGCUUUGUACAAUCCAUAUCGACAUGACAUGGUAGCUGUGCUCGGAGAGACAACAGGAUGGCAGGCAUUGAAAAACCUGAGAGAAAAGAUGAGAAAUGACCCUGAAGGAUACAAAAUACUGCAGGAAAGGCCUCAGAUUCGUAUGUCUACCUUGGAUAUAGAUCACUUGAGAGAGCUUCCAGAUGGGACAUUUGGCAGAGAGUAUCUUCGCUUCUUGGAUGUAAAUAGAGUUUCUCCUGAUACAAGGAUGCCGGUAAAGUUCGUUGAUGAUGAGGAACUUGCAUAUGUGAUACAACGGUACCGGGAGAUUCAUGACUUCAUGCACACCCUCCUUGGCAUGCCUACUAACAUGCUCGGGGAAGUUGCUGUGAAAUGGUUUGAAGCUGUUCAGACAGGGUUGCCCAUGUGCAUUUUGGGAGCAGUAUUUGGCUCACUGCGUUUGGACACCAGGAGACUUCAGCUGCUGAGUGAACUGGUGCCUUGGGCGGUACAAUGUGGAAGGAAUGCUCAUUGUAUUUUAAACUACUUCUAUGAGAAACGAUGGGAGCUGCCACUGGAAGUUCUUCGUGAGGAGAUUGGCAUCUUGCCCCUUCCUGAGGUUGCGAUAAAAAGUGCAAGAAAACAGAAAUGAGAGGACAUCACUAAGCAGUUCCAUUCAUCUAGAGAGGACAGUAGAAAUUACCAUGAGGGAAACUUUCAACAGAACCACAUCACAGUGCCUUAUUUAAAACAAAACUUUAUUUUGCUGUUGUGAAGCAGUUUAAGGACAAAAAUGCCUUUAACUGUUUUUGUGUCUGGCAUAUAAACAUGGGCCUAGAGUUUCUCAAAUCCAGGUCUUGAAUGACAGUUUUAUUGAGCAUUACAGCUGUAGCAAAUACUGUUAAGUGAUAUGUUAUUCUGACACUGUUAUUAAAUUCAUGUCUUAGAAUGA